Arvicola amphibius (Eurasian water vole) is the source of this 1382-nucleotide messenger RNA. RefSeq names its product C-C motif chemokine receptor 9 (gene Ccr9). The transcript has 2 exons. Gene Ontology annotation, molecular function: C-C chemokine receptor activity. Gene Ontology annotation, biological process: G protein-coupled receptor signaling pathway; immune response; chemotaxis. The coding region runs from base 1 to 1113 and encodes 370 amino acids. Gene Ontology annotation, cellular component: membrane. The record is from RefSeq and is a predicted model, not a curated record. Lineage: Eukaryota; Metazoa; Chordata; Mammalia; Rodentia; Cricetidae.
AUGAUGCCCACAGAACUCACGAACCCUAUUCCUGGCAUAUUCGGUGACUACAGCUAUGACUCCACUACUUCCAUAGACGAAUUCACGGAUUUCACUGCUGCCGGUGACCUCUUCUGUGAGAAAAACAAUGUCAGGCAGUUUGCAAGCCAUUUCCUUCCACCUCUGUACUGGCUUGUGUUCAUUGUGGGCACCCUGGGCAAUAGCCUGGUCAUCCUUGUCUACUGGUAUUGCACAAGAGUGAAGACCAUGACUGACAUGUUCCUUUUGAACUUGGCAAUUGCUGAUCUCCUCUUUCUUGCCACUCUUCCCUUUUGGGCGAUUGCUGCUACUGGCCAGUGGACAUUCCAGACCUUCCUGUGCAAGGUUGUAAACAGCAUGUACAAGAUGAACUUCUAUAGCUGUGUGCUACUCAUCAUGUGUAUUAGUGUGGACAGAUACAUUGCCAUUGUACAGGCCAUGAAGGCUCAGAUCUGGAGGCAGAAAAGGCUUCUGUACAGCAAGAUAAUCUGCAUUACCAUCUGGGUAAUGGCAGCUGUGCUCUGUAUCCCAGAAAUCCUGUACAGCCAAACCAGUAGGGAAUCUGGCAUUGACAUAUGUACCAUGGUCUACCCUAAGGAUAAGAAUGCCAAGCUGAAAUCAGUUGUUUUGAUCCUGAAGGUCACCUUGGGGUUUCUCCUCCCCUUCAUGGUCAUGGCUUUCUGUUACACUAUCAUCAUUCACACCCUGGUACAGGCCAAAAAGUCAUCCAAGCACAAAGCCCUAAAGGUGACCAUCACUGUCCUCACUGUCUUCAUUAUGACUCAGUUCCCCUACAACUGCAUUCUUGUAGUGCAGGCUGUUGACGCCUAUGCCAUGUUCAUCUCCAGCUGUGAUAUUUCCACCAACAUUGACAUCCUCUUCCAGGUCACUCAGACCAUUGCUUUCUUCCACAGUUGCCUGAACCCAGUUCUGUAUGUUUUUGUGGGUGAGAGAUUCCGCAGGGAUCUCAUGAAGACCCUAAAGAACUUGGGAUGCAUUAGCCAGGCCCAGUGGGUUUCAUUCACGAGGAGAGAGGGUAGCUUGAAGCUUUCUUCCAUGCUAUUGGAGACAACCUCAGGGGCUCUCUCCCUCUGAAAGAAGUUCUCAAUGAGACAGAUGGUCCUUUUGGGAAUGAUGAGAUAUAUAGACACAGACAACAUAGUCGCCCGACUGAUGAGACUACAGAGAAAACAAAUCAUAAGAAAAUGAGAAAAAAACAAAACAAAGUAAAAACAAACUAGGAUGAGCCUAACCAGCUUGAUCAUGCUCAGUCAGGAUAUGCCAAAGUCUUCAAAACUGACCACACCAGCAGGGCACUAGCUGUGUUUUGGCUGGAGUAACUGCAGCUCUGAGGAGGAUACUUG